UACAUUACCUACAAAGCGGCACAUUUCCUAGGACUUCCACGAGAAAUUCGCAAUCGCAUCUACGUGGCGGCACGAGACGACAUCAACUCACAGAGCGGACUCACUUCCAAGCUUUCUCAACACCCAUUGACCGGAUUCGAGGGUUUGCGGCAAGCCAGUCGACAACUGUACCAUGAAGUGCCUCAGAUCUUGGGUACAUUCAUCGUUCCACGUACAUUCGUCAAUUCUUUCCUACGCAUGCCAAUCCAUAGCCACAGUAUGUGGGAUAAUUUCAGGUCUCUCCACGUCGAGAUACCUCACGACAGUGACGUUGAAGUCUUCGGCUGUCUAGCACAUGCACUGAAGCAGGUUGCCCGCGAACUACAAGACCUCCGGCUCUAUGGAGUUGGCUUGGAUGCCCAUGGAAUCCCAACAAGUUCGCAAACUAAAGCUUGUGGAAAAUUCGACAACUCCUUGUUCCCUAAUCAGAGAAAUCUCGCAAUAUCUGGCCAGGAUUGGAUGGUUCGACUACCUCUCAUCAACACUAUCCAGUGUCUUAUCAACCUCAGAACGCUUGUUCUCGACAAUCUCAAUAUGCCUGUACUUGAGGCCCAUGUCCUGAAAUACAAGGAUCAUUUAGAAUCUCUGUACAUCUGCAUGGAUCACCGAACAACUCUGCAUUACGAAUAUCUGCUCGAUUCAUCUGCCAAGAAAAUGGUUAGGAAUCUGAUGUGGGGGGUUAGACAAUCGUGCCCACUGAAAGAACUAGAGAUCUCGAUGAACAGCACGAUGAACGUGGGCCGGAUCCUAGGCUUGUCAGUGAAUACUCUGGAGAAAUUGACGAUCAUCGUUCCCGAUCAAUCGAAGCAGUCCGCGUGCGAGCGGCAGAGCAACUGGAUUGGGGACCUCGCACAAAUCCUUCAGUUCAUACUGCGAACUUCUCAAAAGUUACAGACACUCAAAGUCUGCAUCCACGCAGCUCUCUACGAGAACGAUAAGUGGUCUGGUCAGUUGAUUGGUGCUUUCAACAUGCAUAUGCCGUUCAUGUUGACAUUGCAAACUGUCGAGUUGCACAUCCAAGCCAGAUCCCGCUGGUUUGCGCAAGAGUUCAUAGAAGCCUUGCCUGACUCUGUGCAGAGAUUCUAUGCUCCUGAACUGCUUUUUGCGGGCCAUUUCAAGGCUAUGCUUACUAUGCUUACAUUCAAGACUAAGCUUGACCUCGAGGGAUAUGACCACACCAAGCACCGAAUGAUUGGUGAGGAUCCUAUGAGACGUGACUCGAUUUUCUUUCCGCGUUCUGAACUCUGCUUUAUUGGGUAUGAGUAUGCUCUCGAAACGAGACCAACCCUGUAUGAGAUGCAGCACGAAUAUGCGAUUGAACUCCUCAAGCUUAAUGCGAAAUUGCUAGACCGACAUCGAAAUCGACAUUUGGCAAAAAUUGGUGGUUGGCAUAUCCCUUUGAACUCAAAGGAACCCGCGUCACUUGAAGAAUACAAUGCUGCGGUCACGGCAGCCAGAUUGGGUCAACUAGGUGGUCCUAUAUUCGACGAAAUUCCAGAACUUCAUGUCUUCGCUACUCAUAAUGAGUAUUUUGGCAAAGAAGACGAGGCAGUAGAUAUCUUCUACCGGGAAGCCGUGGCACAGGCAAAUGAUCUUCUCUCACUGACAUACCCAGCUUUUGAGGAUGUGUCAGAUGACUUCAGGCAUUCCAACCACUGGAUCUCC
This is a messenger RNA of Exophiala aquamarina CBS 119918, 1704 nucleotides long. RefSeq lists its product as uncharacterized. NCBI's taxonomy places the organism in Eukaryota, Fungi, Ascomycota, Eurotiomycetes, Chaetothyriales, Herpotrichiellaceae. The annotation marks the transcript as partial. The transcript has a single exon. The record is from RefSeq and is a predicted model, not a curated record.